Messenger RNA from Marmota monax (woodchuck), 9975 nucleotides. RefSeq lists its product as uncharacterized. Lineage: Eukaryota; Metazoa; Chordata; Mammalia; Rodentia; Sciuridae. The coding region runs from base 5275 to 6369 and encodes 364 amino acids. The transcript is spliced from 3 exons. The record is from RefSeq and is a predicted model, not a curated record.
UUCACCAUGGGUUAUUUUGUUCCAGUCAAUUUCUUUUAGGAAUUUCAUUAGAAACCAGCCUUACAGGCGCUCAUGUUACUCAGAGAGCUAGCCAGGAGACAGACUGGUCAGGUCCAAGAGGCCCCCACGUGUGAGUCCUGGAGGAAGGAGCGUGGUCUAGCAGCGAGCACACUGGGGCAGGUGUCAGGACACCGGUGCGGCUCGCUACAAGGUGAUGUCUACCUCGUCUAGAGCCUGGAAAUGGGACCAAGGUUACCACAGAGGGAUGCACUCUACCAGCGACUACAGGGCUCAAGAAGCCUGAGCAUCCACAGAGGCAGAAAGAAAACAGCCUUUGGAAACAAAGGCUGGUCUCAGGGCCUCAGACAUAUGCAACAUUUUACUCACAGCAGGAAGCUCUUCUCUGUGAGUGAGUGAGUGAGCAUUUAGCUCUGGAAAGUCACAGGAAGUGCACUCUCCAGGGAGUCACUGGUUUGUGGAUCGGGGAAUCCCUGGCCCUCUGUUCCACCUGUCUAAGUGUCCUGUCCUGGAUCAUGGAAGCUAGAAAACUAAAAACUUAAUUUCCCAAAAGCUGUUGCAGCUGCAUUUCAAGGAAUAAUAGGACCCACCACCAGAUGCCCUUGUGGUGCUCAGCUGGGCGGCAGGCCAGAGCACCUGGCUCCCCCGGCAGCCUCCUGACCUUCACCAGGCAGCAGCCCCUCCAGUCCAAUCCUGUGCAGUCACUUCAAAGUCUUUUCUGGAAACACAGCCUUGAGUCUGUUUUCUCAGGCUUCCUGAUGACCCCUGAGGCCACCCAGCACCCUACAAUGAAGCCCUAACCCAGCAAGCCUGGGCUCGAUUCUCUUCUACUGAAACCUGGAAGCAGGAGAGGCUUCAGCACUCCAGGGCAGUGAGACCUGGGCUUGGUCUUCUGACCUGGUCCAAUGGGAGCAAAGGUCCCCUGGCGUCCAAGGGCAGAGCCCAAGGGUCCACUCUUUACCAAGGCGGAGCAAGGACCUGGCUUCCAGAGCAAGGCAGCCAGCCUGCAGGAGGCAGGGUGGGACUGCUCGGCCUGAAUGCUGAUCCAAGUGGCUUAACUCCCUGAAUCUGCAGCAUGGACAGCAGCUCAAGGGACCUGGCACUGAAACAGGUGGACGGUCCUUGGUGGUCCUAUUUGAUCUGUGUAACAAAAUAAAUAAGUAAUAGAUGGAUGAUGGUGGACAGAUGAUAGAUAGAUAGAUAGAUAGAUAGAUAGAUAGAUAGAUAGAUGAUUGAUAGAUGGACCAACUCUCUAGUCCUGGGGAGCAGAGGCCUGAAUGGAGACACCACCUGGGCUGCUAGUCCACUACAAUCCCUGCAUAACAAACCACUCCAAAACUUAGUGGCUUCAAAUCACAAUCCUGUGUGGCUGUCAGACUUCUUCAGGGCAGCUGGUGGUUCUGCUCACCAGGCCAGCCUGGCCCGUCCUGGCUGGCCUCCCUGAUGGUCCGGAGCCUCAGCUGGGCUGCUGGUCUGUGCUGCACCUGGUCUCAUCCUGCGGCUUGCUGGCACCUGUUUGGAGGAGGCAGGGUCCUGAGAGAAAGAAGGAAGGUAGGCAAGACGGCUUGAGGCUCGGGACUGGCACAAUGUCACUUACAGGACAGUCUGUUGAUCAAAGCAAAUCACAAGGCCACCCCAUGUUCAAGGGGAUGUAGACUCCUUCUGAUGGCAGAAGCUGCAAGGCCACACUGGGAAGUGGACACAGGGAUAACAGCGUCUACUGUUGCAUGACCCCCUGCAGCACUGCAGGUCCACGCUGCCAACUUCCUCCUCACCGUCCCCUAGGUCAGUGCACUGUCCCUGGGGGAGGAAAUACCCAGACCUUUGUGGUAUUCCAAAGCGGUGGCUUUAUGCUGAUGCUCAUCCCUGAGACUGCAGGCCCCAGUCAUGGCAAGGACAUAGGGAGGUCAGGCUAUGGGGGAAUCUGAGCCUGAGUCAUCACCCCUGCGGCUCACGAACCUCAAGUGGUUCUUUCCGCAGUUCCUCGCGUACGGCUGGAAGACCCAAGCUCUGAGGCUGGCAGACUCCCCCACUGGCCCCAACCCAAGAACACCCCAGGGGCCAAGCAGGAGGAGGCUGCUGGCUUGUGGGGCUGCAGGAAAAGCAGCUUUGCCCCGGGCACCUAUGAUCCCUGGGAUCUGGCGGUGCCCACAGUCUGGGCCUCUGGGAGACGGAAAAAAGAGGCACUGCAGGGGACCACAGUGCAGUCCUGGGCUCCACGGAAAACACAGCCUCCUCCUCGAGGGACACGGCUCAGCAGUUGCUCCCAGGCCCCACGGAGACCAUGGGUCUAGGGCAGGUCUGGGCCCACCCUGGCCACGGGCAGGAGACAUUAACUGGGCUCACAAGGGCACACACCCUGGGAGAAGCAGACUCUUCCACCAGGCAGGGGGAAACCAGCCGUCUGCACAGGAACAGGGGUUUAUUCCAAAUACGGGUCUUGCCCGGUUACCACCAACCUGUGGAACUGCCAGCUGUCUCCAUGGCUUUGCCACAGUGCUGCUCCUGGCCUGGCAAAGGGACUCAUUGCACAAAGAAGCCAGGUGACAGUGUGCUGCAGUCUGGCUGGGCACAAAUCACGAGCCACUGAAGCAGGAACAAACUUUAUUUCUGAACUCCACCAGCACAUUCCACACACGCUCCCCGGGAACUCUCUCGAACGCUGCGCGGCUCCUCCAGGAACCACCAACCGGAAAUCCCUCCUUCGGCACUUCCCCAACCAAUGCGAACUCUUCAGGAAUCCCCGCGAGAGCUCAACUGGAACUCAAUGAGAACUCCGCGAGAACUCAAAAGUCAUCAUCUUAAUGGCUCGCUGGCGUCACCUCUCAACCACUACUUCUGGCAAAAAUGCCAUGCAUCAUCCCGACUCGGCUGUGGCCCUCAACAACAGUGUGACAUGUGGACUUCACACCCCUCACCCAGAGGCAACCUGUCAUCCAGAGCAAUGGAGCCUCAAAGCCAGUGGGGACUGGUUGGGUACCAAGGGAAGCCAGUGGCACGCAAGGCUGAGGGCUGACCUGCUGACCUGCUGGACGGGCCUCACACCCAGUCCUCCCAUAGGUAGGCACCCCGGGCCCCGUGCAAGGCUGCUGCACCCCAGGACACCUGCAAGCUUUGUAAUUCUUGCUUUUCCUCCCAUGACAGUAGGCUCUGCUGGCUUCGAGGUCUUUGUGCCCAAGAGAAAACACAACCAUCACACCAUGUUGGCUGGGGUAGCUGAUUCCGAAUAAAAAGGGAAAUAGGGCUGAGAGAGUACCCUGGGGCUCACAGGACUUGGGGGCUGCUGCCUGUCGUGCAGUAUCUUGUGAUAGUGUUGAUGAAAACCUACACAACCCGAGUAAGGACCACACAGAGCUCAGACACACCAGCAGCAAAGGCCAAGUCAGUCCACCGGGUUAAGAGCUCAGAUUAGCACAGGGAUCUUUUGGGACCCUGAAUCUUCCAUAAGAUCAAGCAAGCCCACACCAGCCUACAGGAAGAUGAUACUACAUGGAACAGAGCCCAAAAGCCCAGCCAGGGCUCCAGACCAUGAGAGAGGCCAGCCAGGAUGGGCCAUGCUGGCCCAGACAGCAGAGCCAUCCGCUGGCCUAAAGGUUCUUGAUGCUCAGCCCCAGGACAGGUAUGCAAGGAGGGAUGGGCGACGUACAUGGGUAUCCUCCUCCCUUCCUUUCCUGCUGCGUUAAACAGGGUGUGCCGUAGGUGGCUGGUUUUAGAAUCUGGGCCACAGGGACAGAUGGGGGUCUUCCCUUGCAGGGCAGGAUGGGGAUACCUGUGACUUCAUGUGGGCUGGUGGUACUGCAUUUAUGCAGGAGUAACUUGCUGCUAAAGCUGUUGUCUAGCUGUUGACAUCGGGGACAGGGUUUGUGGAGCAAAGGGCAGGCUGUGGGGUGCUGAGCACUGGGGCACCUGCACCUGACACCUGGGUCUCCCGCUCUACUGGGGGUGCACAUCAGUCCCCAGGCUCCUGGCAUCCCAGGUCCCACAGUACUCAGGGUCUAGCUCAGGGGACCGUACGCCCUUAAGGAAGAGGGAAGGCAGUGGACGUACACUGUGCUCAGAGCAGGGGCCUUUCUGGUUCUAGUCGCUGACCCCCAAGAGGGGGCCCCGAGUUCAACAGAACACCCUCCUGGUCAUUCCCAAGGCUUCCAUCGGAGUCGCUUCCUCCGCCACCAAAUGGUCUUAUAAGCCAGUUAAUGCCAUAUGAUGCCUGAGCUCCUUUCUCAGGAACUCCCAAAGCCAACUCUGCCCUCUGUGCGUGGCCUGUCCCAUCUGUUGAGAUCUUUCCACCUGAAUUCACAGCUUGGAAAUUUCUAGGUUGGGCUCAGUUUGGAGUGGUACUCAAUGCAGAGGUCAUGCCAGGGCAAUAGAAAGGGACUUAGGUAUCAGUUUGACUCCCAAUUCCCUACUCAGGUUCCUUCCAUUGGGUUCUCUAGAAAUAUCAUCUGUUGUUUUGUUUUGUUUUGUUUCUUUAGUGUGAGCUUUACAGAGGUCUCGGAGGGGCUAGCGUGGUGGCGCACACCAGUAAUUCCAGUGACUCAGGAGGAUUGUAAAUUGGAGGCCAGCCUCAGCAAUUUAGCAAGGCCCUGUCUCAAAAUAAAAAGGGCUAAGGACAAAGAGGUCCGUGGCUCAGCGGUAAAGCACCCCAGGUUCAAUCCUAGUACCAAAAACAAAAAAAUGAAAAACCCAUGUGUUCUUUGGACAUCAGACUCACAAGCCAGACCAAAGAGUCUCUUGGGAAGUAAAUGGGGAGGUGGUCUCCAGCACGCGCCCACCUCCUGGCCCCACCCGCAGGACCACAGGCCUGCCCCCUGAACCAGGCUCAACCAUUACCACGCUCCUCCAGUCCUGCCCAGAGAACAGCAGGCUGGGCAGGAGCCAAGCCCCAGAGACAUGGCGAGGGACAGCAGCACUCCUGGUCCCUGACAGAAGCAGAUCUGACACCCCUGGAAUGAAAGGGGGUUCCCUAGUGCCCGGAGCCCCUCCCUCCACCUGGCAGCCGGAGAUUCAGAUGCGGGACCUGGAUGAAUCAGGGCUCUCCUUGGUUGCCUAGAAACACAGCUCCAACCUGCUCAGGCCUCCUGGGGAUUCUGGCUGAUGUCACUGACCGUUCCUGGACAGGCCUAAGAUGGCCAAUCCUGCACCCUGAAAGGAUGUGACCACCAAGCCACAUCCUUUGUGACUCAGUUUCCCCCCGUCCUUCAGCUCUGCCUGCCACCCCUGGCUUCACCCUCCGGCAGGCUCACCCCCCGCUCCCCCAUGCAGCAGACCCAGGUUCCACCAGCUUUGAGGUGGGACCAGGAGACUUUCUCUGACCAAGCAAUGCUAGCAAAAGUCCAGGAUGGGCGCUCCUUGGGCCAGCGUGGGCCAUGCCUCCAGUCAGCGUGGAAAACCCAAAGGAGAACUGGUGGGCCAGUCCUGGGUACCACACCUACCCCUCCUGGAGCGAGUGGUGAGGCCGGAAGGGGCUGUCCCACCCCUGAUCCAACUGAGAUGGAGGAGGGGGCCCUCCCUGCUAAUAGAAAACAGGAGCAGAGUGGCUCUGUCCAGAAGGCGGGUAGAUCCAGGAGAGGCGAGCCUGGGCUGGCCAUGGUGCCCACGCUGCUGCAGAGGAGUGCCCAAAGCCAGAUCGUGAAGCGGGGCAGAGCGGUGAGAGGAGAGGGGAGAGCCAGAGUCCUCAAGAGCAAGCCAGGCCAGGGCACGGAGUGGGCUGGGACUCGCCCUUCACACCCAAGUGCUCCUCAGAGCUCGGCCGCCACCUUCAGCAGUUUAGCUUUGGAGAAAACUGCCAGCGGCUUCAGACCAAGAAACUCCAGUGUUCAGUGGGCCCAACCAUGCAGCACAGAGCCGGCUCUCCUGUUAAAUGAUCAACAAACGCUGCAGACGGGCACCAGGUCCACUCCUCCAGGAGGAAGAAGAUCCCUGGUCCUCCCCCGCAUCCUGUUUCCUUGGCUUCCUUUGCGCAGGGCUGAGCGCCGGGACAGCCACGCUGUCCCCUCUGUCCCGGGGGAAUGCAGGGCCCCCCUCCCACCAAAGCACUCUGCCCUGCCAGGACUUGGGGCUCCCAGGAGUGCAGGAGCCCCUGCCCGCGGCACCCUGAGCAGCAGGCCCUGGAGGAGGGCGGCAAGGCUGGCUUUAGAGGUCAGUGGUUCUCACCCGGCUCCGGAACAUGUGAUGGAGGCAACGACAAGCAAGGUGGACCUAGAACUGGUCCUCCCUGGACCCAGGCCUGUCCACACCCACCAGCACACAGUGGCUCCUGAUUUCCCUGCUGGACAGAUGAAGCCUGGGCUUCUGCCCAGGACCCCCCAUUUCCUGGUGCUCACACUCCUCAUGACUCUGACCCCUCAGUGAGACGCCUGGUCAGCAGCUCCCUGCAGGACACUGGCUGAGCUGUGAGCAGCCCAAACGGACGGGCUCUGCAGGACCCUGGCACCCAGUGGCUCCUUGUUACCUCAAAGACCGGCUGAACCAAGGUGGCCAGGGUCCUUUUCCUCAGGAGAUGUCAACCUUCGUCCCAUCUCACAGCUGGCACUUUGCCAUGACACAGCGGCUGCGGUGUCCAGAGCCCUGGGGGAUAACUGGCCCAACACAGGGCAGCUGUCAGCCCCCACGAAGCCUCACGAAGCCUCUUGCUACCGCCAUGAACAGGGCUCGGUUUCCAGAUUCCAGGGAAGCAGGCUGGCCCGCACGCAGGCCACCGUGGACUCCACAGUGCUGGGAACGAGGUCUCGAAGUCACUCCACCAGAGUCACCCAGGAGCAUUCCCAAGGGGGGCACCCAAGGUUAGAGAGUGUCCCUUGGGGCCCUUUCCCAGCAGAGGGAGCUGGGCAGAGUGAGGACCACGGUUCUGAGCCAGGAGGACCCAGGCCUGUGCCCAAGCCCACCCACUCCUUCCAGAGCCUUCCCUGGGGCUCUCCUGACCUUGGCUCACAGAAGGAGGCUGGGGCGAGGUCUGGUGGAGGCUGGAAAGGAGGAGUGGCCGGGCUGGUAACCACGCAGACCCAGGCCCUGCAUCUCCCCCAGUGCGGGGCCAGAGGCGUCCUCCUCAUUCUGGAACCACAAACACCAGCCCAUCAGCUCCUCGCCCAGCUCCCAGCUGGGCUCCAGCGCCUUCAGGUCCUGCCAUCAAUUCCUCCCAACAUGUCUUCAGGCAGAGCUGCAGCCCACUUUGGGGCUGGGGCAUCUCCCCACAAGCCGCCCUCAAAGCUCUCCUUUAGGUCGUACCAAAGCCCUAAGGCUCUGGAGACGACGGAGGUGUCCGGCGACUACGUGGAGCCUCUUUCUGGGGGGUCUGGUCCGCACCCCCCACCUACCACUUAAGAGAGAAUCGUAACCACCUCCCCCUGCCCGUCCCGGCCACCGAGGAGGAGGAGGAGGGCUGCUGAGAGGAGGCGCGAUCGGCAGAGCCCACGGAGGAUGCCCAGGGCACACCCACAGGCACACCCAUGGCACACUCAAGGGCACACUCACAAAGCCGUUUCCUAGAGGAAACUGAGCUUUGAGGACCAGGUGCACCCUGGCCAGGAACUUGGCCCCGGGGAGGCCGGGCUCCUCUUCCAGCCAGCACUCGACACCCCCCUUGUUUUCCCAGCGAGUGCGGCCUGUGGGGGGCCACAAGGCCCAGCCUGGCCCCACGCCUUUCCACCAUGGCAGAAAAGGUAAAAGCCACCAGAACAUCCACUUGCUUUCUGAGCUGCAGAGGACAGUUCUGACCCCGACACAGGUCCUGGGGAAGCCACCACACAGCCUCCGCCCUCCUCAUCCUGCCACCGAUAUUUCAACCAGGCACAGCCUCACGCUCCCCACUGACCUCGUCCGCCCUCGUCUGGGCCCUAAGUACUCCUUCUUUUACGAUCUGGUGAGGCAGGGGUAGGUUAGGGUUAGAAGGGACUCUUUGAACGUCUAUCUCAGCAAGUAAGACAUUGGCAAUUCCACGCUGGUUCUCUGACUCCGGAAACCCACAGGUGACAGUUUAAGGGGUGAAUCGUCCCACCCAGGGGUGGCCCAGGAGGAGCUCUUGGGUUGCCGGCCCACCCCUCUGCCUCAUUAGCAGACUUGAUCACUGGUCAGUGUGGUGCCCACCAGGACAGGACCAGGACAAGGCCAGUCCACGUGUACACAGGAAGCAGAUGUCACUCUCAUUUAAAAUUUCCUUGUAAUGAAAAUAAGAUUAGAAUUCUCUUCCGAGGCAAGCAAGAAUCAAAGUCACCAUUAUGUCCUAUGAAGUUGGAGCCGUGUGCCCACGACCACUCUCCAGCCUGACGAGGGGGAGAUGGGGGCUGAGAGGCCAAGAGGGGCACUGAGCAAUGGCUGAGACGCUGCAGGCUGUGUCCCUGCAAGAGGCAUGGAGAGCAGGCCACUCAGCCAGGCCCUCUGGGAGGGCACACGAGCCCCACACCCUGAAGAGGCAAGGGGUGCACUUCCUACCUGUAGACUCAUUUGCUCCCCCUGGACUCCAACUUUCCUCCUGGUGUGGAGGAAACGGUGAGUGGCCGGGAGGGGCUGAGCAGGCGCUGUCAGGGGCUUGACCGCGGGGGGCAGCCUGAGCCGGGAAGACCAGGGCCUGUCUUCCCAGGCAGCUGGCCGCUCCCUGGACACUGCAGGUGGGGCAUCUCCCUGCUCCAGCUUUGGCACCAGGGAGGUAGGAAUGCUCCAGGACCCCAAGGUCACUGCCUUGAAUCUCUUUCCCCAAAUCUUCUCCAGGGGCAGGAGCCCAGCCAGGACACCGUCUGCCUUUCAGAUCCUGCACUAGUCAGCUUCUCGUGGGUACAACAGAGUACCCGAGAAAGACGAUUCGGAGGAGGAAGAUUUAUUAUUUUGGCUCACUGGUUCAGAGGGUCAGUGCAUGGUCAGCUGGCUCCAUGCUGUGGCCGGAGGUAAAGCAGAACACCGUGGCAGAAGGUGUGGUAGAGGAAAGCACCCUGGCUCAGGGCAGUUUGGAAGAAGAGAGAGGAAGGGGUGGAGAUGAGAGAGACCCUUCCAAAUGACCCACUUCCUUCAACUCAGCCCAGCUCCUGCAGUGUCCACCACCUCCCAAUAACACCAUCAAAUGUGUUAACCCACUGGUGGAUUAAUCCAGGAUGGAGAUGGGGUGUUGCCCUGCACAGCCAAGAGCUUCACGGCAACUGCUGGAUCCAUGACGGAGCCAACCACUGGCCGCCCAGCCUCCCAGAUGCGCUGCAUGUGCCUAUUGCUGCCCACAGGGCUGCGUGCCUGUGGCACUGGUCAGGUUAGGGGAGCCCAGCCUGCCCACAGCCACCAUCUAAAAGCCUGAAUUCAGUUCUCCCCAGAGGACCCAGCCUCGGCCAGCCCUCGCCCAGGCUCCUGCCCAACAGCCACCCAGCCUGAGGACCAGCUGCCCGGCAGGAGGCCAGGCCCCUGGGGCACGGCAGGGGCAGGCAGAGGGUCCAGGGUGGGUGGACACAGCUCUGUCCUCCCUGCCCCGUGGCCCAGCCUCCCCUGGGGCCCUGAGCCAGGCCUGCAGGCCACGCUGCGGCCAGCAAUACGUCGUCUCCAGCAGCGUCUGCUUCCAGGAGCUCAUUGAUUCCCACCCUGUCUCCCAGCUUCCUGGCACAACAGGUCGUGGCUGGGGACGGGUGGGAAUCCAGCCUGCUCUAACCCACCUCUUAGAAGCCCUCCGCACAGGACUGCGGUGGGGGUGUGCGGGUCCCAUGGCUCAGGGAGGGCCACAGGGGCUGGGGAGGUCUCUCCCUUCACUCUCCAAGGUGCAGGCAGGCUGUGGGCCCAGCCCUCUCAGCUCAGGAUCUGCCAGUGUGGCCCAGCCUGCGGCAGCAAGGAGGGCAAGGAGGCCUCAGAGGGGAGGCUGGGGAGAGAAAGAGAAUGUGGGCACCAGGGAAGAGGCUUGGAGGCAGGACAAGGGAGGCCAGGCCCACACAGCAGGAGCCCCGCUUGACAGUCCUGAGCCCUUCUGCUGGUGAGAAGGGGACACUCCUCCCU